Linum trigynum is the source of this 3333-nucleotide messenger RNA. The record is from the annotation of a GenBank genome assembly. NCBI's taxonomy places the organism in Eukaryota, Viridiplantae, Streptophyta, Magnoliopsida, Malpighiales, Linaceae.
UGAACAAAUUCCAACAAAAUAAAGAAUAGUGCCAAAUACCCUAGGGGGUCGUUUGGAUCCAGAAAAGUGGGCAGGGAUUUGGCCCAAAUUUUGGCCCGUCUAGGAAUUUAAUCAAUUCCCACGUUUGGAUAGCUCUAAAAACAUCCGGGAUUUGGGCCACAGGGAAUUUUAAAUCCGGCCCAAUCGGAAAUUGGAAAUAGCUACCCAACCCCAAGUAUUUUGAAUUCGGGCUUUAAUUUAUUUGCUUCUUCGCAGCGUGUCCCCACUAUUGUUUUGUUAUUCCUAUUAUACCCUUAACCACAAUUUUCCAGACAGAACUCUCAUUCUUCAUCAUUCGCGAGAAACCUCUCCCGUAACCUACCGCCGUCGCGGUAGAAAAAAGUUCGCGAUCCCGACUAGAGAAGGACGCUCGACGGCUAUUGGCGGUGACGGAAGCGAGGGUGAGCGAGCUUCUCCAACAUACACGUUUGCGGCGACAAGAUACCAGGUUCGUCACCUCCUUAUGGAGUCUGGUUGCGAUUUCUAGGGUUUGCCGAUUGUGUUGUCGAGGGGGUUAGGGAAUGAAUUUUUAGUAUGUAGUGCCUUGUUUGAUGCUUCUUGUGUACGUGGGUUCUUAUCUUUAGGGUUGAUGGAUUUAUGCGGGCGAGCUUUUCUGGGUUCUUAUUAAUCUUGUAUGCUUCUUCUGUUUGUUUUUAUUAUGAAUCACUGUGGGUUCUUAUGAUUAGUGUAUGCUUCCUCUGUUUGGCUUCUUAUAAUAUCCAAACACCCUUAGCUUUUCCUUUAGAAACCCUCUGUUUUGGUCAUCUAAGAGAAGAGAAGAGAAGAGAGAUCCUUUCUUCCUUCCUUCCUAGCUCGGUCUCGAUCAUCUAUGGUUUAGUAAAUGGUAAUGCACUUGAAAAUAUAUAGAGUGCUGCACUGCAGUAUCCAACAGAGUUUUGAGUUAGAUUACAACCUGACCAAAUUAAUGCCCAAAAUCCGGGCCAGGUUUCCCUCCACGAUAUCAUUUGUGAACUAUUACUAGCUCUCUAAAACUUACUGCUUGCUUGCUAAUCAAUCAUUGCUACACAAACUAAUUGACUACUUGACUUUCCCUCUACUGCUACUGCAUGGCUCGAUGACUAUAAUUAAUUAGCUUAGCUGCAGUUUACUGCAUCGUGGUGGACAAUCUGCAUUUUAUUUCACCCUUUUUGUUCAAUCUAAUUCAUUCACUAUAAUGAUUAAGUUCUUCUGUACCAGUAGUUAAGUGGCAGCCUCCAGUCCAUUAUUCUGCUACUGCAUGACUCAAGGUAACAGUUUAGGUCUAGUUCUGCAUACGAGAAGGCUUAGGUCUAGUUCUCUCACCUAUGUGCUUGAAUUGAUAUCGGAAUUCAAACUCCCUUCUAGUGGGAUGUCACAUCAUCUGCUAUCUGUUGCUUUUGGUGUUUCCUGCUACUAUGGUUGUUUCAGUUUAUUCUAUCAGGAUGGGGGGAAAGAGGCAUGCUGGUGGAGACAAGGAUGGAGCAACCUCCAAAAAGUACUCAUUUUGGCCUGAGAAGCUUGACAAGCCUUUGGUUGAAUGCAUUUUGGAGCUGGUGGAGAAGGGGCUCAUUGUGGAUGGCAAUUCCAAAAAUAGCGGAUAUGCAGCACUCGAAAAGAUGUUGGAACAGAAGGUACCAGGCUGUGGUGUUAGGGGAAGACCCCAUAUUGAAGGACGGAUUAAGAAGUUGAAGAAAAACUGGCAGGCUAUCACAUUCAUGAGGAAUCAAAGUGGAUGGGGGUGAGAUGAGGCAAACAAGUGUGUCAAUGCCUUGAUGGGAAAUGGAAUGAUUUUGAACAAGUACGUAUGCAUAUAUUUAUGGUGUGUUGUCUUUUGUAGCAUUAUACUAGGCUGCUUAUAUGUUGUACAGUCCUCCAAGUAUGUAUGCAUGUAUUUAUGGUGUGCUGUCUUUUGUAGAUGUAUCCGACUUGUCGAGGUCUGAACAAGAAGCCAUUCCCUGUGUAUGAUGACUUGACUCCAGUAUUUGCCAAAGGACAGUAGGAGAGAAGAAGAAGAAGAAGAAGAAGAAGAAGAAGAAGAAGAAGAAGAAGAAGAAGAAGAAGAAGAAGAAGAAGAAGAGUGCACAACGAGGUUGCUUGGAUGAAAUGUAUGCUGGAUGUUGUUUGAGAACUCGGACAAGUUUUUUUGUUUUAUUAAUGCUAGUUUACUUAUGCUGGAUGUUGUCGGUUUACGUAUGUUGAACAAAGAACUCGAACAAGGCUGUUGUGUUUUGGGAUUUUGCAGGAAGUUUUGAAUGCCGGUUUACUUAUGUUGAACAAGAACUCUUACAAGUCCGUGGGAAGUUAUGUAUGCAAGGUUAUGUAUCUUGAAGUUAUGUAUGCAGAAUAUGUUAAUCCCAGAAUUGAGUAUGUUACAUGGUUACAUAUGUUGUUUUUUUUAUCAGUUUAAAACCAUAAUUGAGUAUGUUGCAGGGUUAUGAUUCUGUUAAAUAUGUUAAGGGCAUAUGUCAUGUUUGGUAGUAAAACAAAGGCUGCAACUGGGAAAACCCAAAUCAGAAUGGUCUUGCAGUGACCACCUUCUGCUCUGAGUCGUGGGGAAAAGCUAUUUUGGAAGACUACAACGACGGAAGGAGUGGGGGUAUAAAGGUACUUUUACAAUUGUUUUCAUAAUUAAAUUUCCUGCCUAAUAAAUCUCUCAUUCCUAAACAAACAAUAUAUAGAAAAAGAAAAUGGCUCUUCUGCUCAGAAAUGAAAUGUUCCAAAUGUUCAUGGAAAUUCUUGCUCCCAUUAGACCAUUUGUAUCUAUAUGCAUUAGGAUCCCAAUUCAUGGAUCUCUCGGGGUUUAAAAUACCAGAUUUUUAAUUGAGUGAUUGUGGACCAAAUCUCUAAUUAAUUAAAUUCUCAAUCCAAGCGAACCUUAGUUGAAAUCUCUCGACCAAAGUACCAUUUAAUCUUUUUUCUUCAAUUGCAUUUUAGUCUAUGUCUUCAACCAUCUUGCUAAUAUAAACGUUGGACUCCUAAUUAUCCUUUAUCUUUUGCCUUUUCCUUGCACACUUUAUCCACAUGAGAGAAAAUUGCCAAAUGGAGUUUGAAACAAAACCCAUCAACUUGACAGAAACACACUUUAAAGAUGCGUUUUGGAUAUGAGGAGUGCUUGGAUUUGUAUGUGAUAUGAAAUUCUAAAUAUGAAAUUAUUUGUUUGAAUAUUAAAUAGAUAUGGUAGUUGGAUUUGUUUAUGGGUGAAUUUUAAAUAGAUAUUUAGUAAACAUGUGUGAAUUUCAAAUAGAUACUAAUAUAUAUUGAUUCAAAAUUCUCAUAGAAUCAUAUAUGAUUUGUUUAUAAAAUAAUUUAAAAUGU